CCCACAAUUACUUCCCUCUUUAAAUAUCCUCUCUUCAACCUCAACUCACUCCACUUCACUUCACUUCAUAUCUCUCUGACAAAACACACACCAUUAGAUUCACAUUCACAAAUGGGCCAAAAGAAAUUCAGAGGCGUACGACAACGCCACUGGGGUUCAUGGGUUUCCGAAAUCCGACACCCUUUACUGAAAAGAAGAGUGUGGCUAGGGACGUUUGAAACAGCAGAAGAAGCCGCCAGAGCGUACGAUGAAGCCGCUAUUCUAAUGAGUGGUCAUAAUGCCAAAACAAAUUUUCCAAUUGUCAAAACAGAAGCAGCAGAUGGAAACACACAAUCACAGGCUACGCCAGCUUCGGCUCUUUCUACGAUGUUAAGCGCGAAGCUAAGAAAAUGCUGUAAGGCGCCUUCACCGUCGCUGACCUGUCUCAGGCUUGACACGGAGAGUUCUCAUAUCGGAGUGUGGCAGAAACGGGCUGGAAUUCAUUCGGGUUCCAACUGGGUCAUGACCGUCGAGCUUGGGAAGACCAAAGCCAAGAUCCAAGGGGAAAUUGACGUUGUUGAAAAUUGUCGGAUUAGAGACAGUGAAGAAGAGGAUAAAAUCGCGUUGCAAAUGAUUGAAGAACUCCUUAACACGAAUUAGAAUUAGGUUCUGCUAAACGUACCCUCCCUUCAUUGUCAAAUCAUUAAUAUUCGCUCUUUUUACAGUAAAAAUAAAUCCCAUGGAUUUAAUAUUUCCUGCAAGGUUUUGAUGAAAAUUCCAAAAGGGUACGUUUAGCUAACCUUAUAUUACUGUAGUUAACUAGAUUGCUACGUAGCGAAUAAAUCUAACGCAUAGUGUGACGCUUGACUGGAAUUGACGGAGUCUGAAAGCUCGAUUGUAACCGCAGAUUCGACUUGAACUCCGUAUAUUUCUUUUACCCUAUCUCUGUUAAAGACUUGUGGAGGUGAUAAUGCACACCUUUGCUUGUAUUUUGCAAGCUACAAAA
Helianthus annuus (common sunflower) is the source of this 985-nucleotide messenger RNA. Its product is annotated as ethylene-responsive transcription factor WIN1. The transcript has 2 exons. Bases 112 to 639 code for a protein of 175 amino acids. Gene Ontology annotation, biological process: regulation of DNA-templated transcription. Gene Ontology annotation, molecular function: DNA binding; DNA-binding transcription factor activity. The record is from RefSeq and is a predicted model, not a curated record. NCBI's taxonomy places the organism in Eukaryota, Viridiplantae, Streptophyta, Magnoliopsida, Asterales, Asteraceae.